UCACAUAAAGGAGGACAUAUCGUAUGAUGCUGACGAUCAAAUGGAGCCUUAUAUCGAAAGAAGAGAUAUAAUGGCAGAAGAAACAAUAGAGACUAUAUCUGUGGUAGAUGUGUACGACCAAGCCGCAGUGAUUGGAAAAGAAUUCGAAAAAUUGAUCGAAGGAUAUGGCGUUGAUGCAGUGACAGAUUUAAUGCCUAAAGUUAUAAAAUCUUUAGAACAAUUAGAGACACUUGCUGCCCGAUAUGAAAAAGAGACUAGUGAGAUUUCAGAUUUGAAAUUUCUGAUAGAAAAACUUGAAAUAGAAAAAAAUGAAAAACAACAAGAAAGACUGCGAUAUGAAGAGGAGUUGGAGAAAAUUGAGGAGGAAUGGAGAAAGGAAACAAAUGACUUAUUAAAGUCUGUGUCACGGCUGCAGGAGGAUAAUCGUCGAAUGAAAGAUGCACUCAAUGACCAGCAGCAGACCAUGGCUCAUGAGGUUGCCCAGGUUACGAAAAAGACAGAAGAGAAAGAGAUAGAAGUGCUAAUGAAGUUAAAAGAAACGGUUGACAAACAACGGGAAGAGUUAAGAAAAACAAAACAAGAUCUAAAGGAGAAGUCAACAGAUUGUGAAGCACUGGAAUCACAAUUGGAACAAAUAGUGAAAGUGAAUUCUGAAUUAAGAAGAAAGAACAAUACCCAUAAAAAACAAACAAAAACUUUACUAGAGGAAAAAGUGGACUUAGAGACUCAACUAGCAGACAAGGAACAACAGAUAACGCAUAUCGCUGAAGUUAUUAAGGAACAGGAAGCCAUUGAGGAGGAGAAAAAGGCCAACAUUCGAAAACACACCUUGUCUGAGGCUAGUGCAGAGGAGGACCAAGAAAACAAUAUACCUCAGGGCUUGAAUGAUGAAGUUUUGAAUGAAGAUGUGGCUGAGGGUAAUGUGGAUGGUACGUCAUCACUGGAUCAGUUAGAGGGUGAAAAUAUGGCUGUCCUUCAACAUAAACUCAGCACUAUUGGCAAAAUGGUGAUAGAUAUGAAGGACCCCAACCGUCCACGAUUUACCCUCAAUGAACUGAGGACAGUGUUGAUGGAGAGGAAUGAGCUGAAAACAAAGUUAAUAGAAGUAGAAGAGGAACUUACUUCAUUCAAACCGAAACUUGAUCCAGACCCUGCCAAUGCAUGCCUUGAAACCUCUACUGACUCAAUGAAUUCCUACAGUGGUGAGGAAGACUUACCUGUCCAAGGACCUAUAAACAGGGAGCCGGAUGACAAACUUUUCCCAGGCCUCAAACGCGAGACUGGAAUCCGUAAAUUUUUUAAAUUUAUGUUCGGGGGAUCACCUAACGAAUCGAGACACAGGACAAGAAGCCACAUUCAUUGACAUCUUUUUGGGCUGGAAGAUAACCAAGAACUCUUCUGUGACUUUGAUGUCGACAUGGCAGCUACCUGGUCACACUUCCUUGCAGAUGACAUGUCACCUGUUGAUUUGUUGGUCAGCAGCCUCAGGUCUAUAUCUGAGACAUGGGAUACAUCUGUGGCAUCAUGGGAUACAUCUGAGGCAUCAUGGGAUAUACCUAAAUCAUCAGAUACGCCUGAAGCAUCAUGGGACCAAUGCUUGUUAUAAAUUGUGAUCAGUUUUACUGUAGAACAGGUUAUUUUUGUCAGAUUUAUAUAUUUUUUUUAUAUUUCAAUAUAUCUAUGUAAUUGAUAUUUCAAGUU
Messenger RNA from Ylistrum balloti, 1701 nucleotides. Its product is annotated as RILP-like protein 1. Gene Ontology annotation, biological process: cilium assembly. Gene Ontology annotation, molecular function: protein dimerization activity. The transcript is spliced from 8 exons. The coding region runs from base 41 to 1363 and encodes 440 amino acids. The record is from RefSeq and is a predicted model, not a curated record. Gene Ontology annotation, cellular component: cytoplasm; ciliary basal body. NCBI's taxonomy places the organism in Eukaryota, Metazoa, Mollusca, Bivalvia, Pectinida, Pectinidae.